AUGGCCACAUACGAGGAGUUCAUCCAGCAGAAUGAAGACCGCGAUGGCAUACGGUUCACUUGGAACGUAUGGCCAUCAAGUAGAAUUGAGGCUACGAGGCUUGUUGUGCCUUUGGCUUGCUUGUACCAACCGCUUAAGGAGCGCCCCGACCUACCACCGAUACAGUACGAGCCUGUACUCUGUACACGAAAUACAUGCAGAGCUAUAUUGAACCCAAUGUGCCAGGUGGAUUACAGAGCUAAAUUAUGGGUCUGCAACUUUUGCUUCCAACGAAACCCAUUUCCACCUCAAUAUGCUGCUAUAUCAGAACAGCAUCAACCCGCAGAACUGAUUCCUAACUUUUCCACCAUAGAGUACACAAUAACGCGAGCACAGGCUAUGCCCCCAAUCUACCUGCUUGUUGUUGAUACUUGUUUAGAUGAGGAAGAACUUGGGGCACUCAAAGAUUCCUUGCAGACUUCACUUAGUUUAAUGCCUCAAAAUGCACUCGUUGGACUAAUAACAUUUGGUAAAAUGGUACAGAUUCAUGAAUUAGGUACAGAAGGCAUAUCAAAAUGCUAUGUUUUCAAAGGAACAAAAGAUUUGUCAGCAAAGCAAAUUCAAGAGCAACUAGCUAUUGGCCGUGUGAAUGCACCAAAUCCUCAGCAGCAGCGUCCUGGUGCUCCUGUUCCACAGCCUCCAGCCCACAGAUUCUUGCAGCCAGUCAAACAAUGUGAUAUGUCAUUAACUGACCUGCUCGGUGAACUUGGGAGGGAUCCUUGGCCCUUAGGUGUUGGAAAGAGACCCUUACGUAGUAGCGGAGUAGCACUUUCAUUGGCUGUUGGAUUACUGGAAGUUACAUAUCCCAACACCGGCGCCAGAAUCAUGAUGUUCCUAGGUGGACCAUGUUCUCAGGGACCAGGUCAGGUUGUGAAUGAUGAGUUGAAACAGCCCAUCCGAUCCCAUCAUGACAUUCAUAAGGAUAAUGCUAAAUAUAUGAAAAAGGCUAUUAAACAUUAUGAAGCUUUGUCUCUAAGAUCAGCAACAAAUGGUCAUUCUAUAGAUAUUUAUUCAUGUGCUUUGGAUCAGACUGGCCUGAUGGAAAUGAAACAAUGCUGUAAUUCUACUGGAGGUCACAUGGUGAUGGGAGACUCGUUCAAUUCAUCUCUGUUCAAACAGACGUUCCAAAGAGUGUUUGCUAAAGACACAAAAGGAGAUUAUAAGAUGGCAUUCAACGGUACUUUAGAAGUCAAAUGUAGCCGUGAACUGAAAAUAUCUGGUGCGAUUGGUUCCUGCGUGUCUCUGAAUGUGAAGGGACCGUGCGUAUCUGAUCAGGAGGUCGGAAUGGGCAAUACGUGUCAAUGGAAGCUAUGUACUUUCACCCCCAGUACUACCAUGUCCAUAUUCUUUGAGGUUGCAAAUCAAGCUUCGACGGUACCCCAAGGUGGUCGCGGCUGCGUACAGUUCAUCACGCAGUAUCAGCACUCGAGCGGACAGAGACGCGUCCGAGUCACAACAGUGGCUAGAAACUGGGGUGACGCAGCGGUGAGUCUCCAUCACAUAGCGGCCGGCUUCGACCAGGAGGCGGCCGCCGUGGUGAUGGCGCGGCUCGUGGUCUACCGCGCCGAGAUCGAGGAUGGACCUGACGUGCUGCGCUGGCUCGACCGGAUGCUCAUACGAUUGUGCCAGAAGUUCGGUGAAUACGGCAAAGACGAUCCGAACAGCUUCCGUCUGUCGGAGAACUUCAGUCUGUACCCGCAGUUCAUGUACCAUCUGCGACGCUCACAGUUCCUUCAGGUCUUCAACAACUCACCGGACGAGACCACAUUCUAUAGGCACAUGUUGAUGCGUGAAGAUCUGACCCAGUCUCUGAUCAUGAUCCAGCCGAUCUUGUACUCGUACAGCUUCGGAGGUCCCCCGGAGCCGGUCCUCCUGGACACGUCCUCCAUACAAGCGGACCGCAUACUCCUAAUGGACACCUUCUUCCAAAUAUUGAUAUAUCACGGCGAGACGAUAGCACAAUGGCGGGCGCUUCGCUACCAAGACAUGCCGGAGUACGAGAGCUUCGCGCAGCUGCUGCGGGCGCCCGUGGACGACGCGCAGGAGAUACUGCAGAGCAGGUUCCCGGUGCCCCGGUACAUCGACACGGAGCACGGCGGCUCGCAGGCUCGUUUCCUCCUGUCCAAGGUGAAUCCAUCGCAGACCCAUAACAACAUGUACGCAUACGGCGGGGCGAUGCCGAUACCAUCUGCGGACGGUGGCGCUCCCGUGCUGACCGACGACGUCUCGCUGCAAGUUUUCAUGGAACAUCUGAAAAAGUUGGCCGUCUCUUCGACUGCUUAAUUUUUCCUAUGAAACUAAAACUUUUCCCUAUAUUGAUCAAACGUUACAAAGUUGACAACACCGAACUUAGGCUGAUGACAAGUGACAGACGACAAAGAUGACAGUUGACAAGUGAUUUCUCGAAUACGAGCUGCGAGGUCAUCGUACGAUUUCGGUGUGCCAGAACACUUCUAAGAUCUUCGACUGUUUAUAUAGAAGCCUAAUAUUUCAACCUUGAAGAAGGCUUGGACUUUUCGAGUGUUAAAACUAGGCAAUAAUGUUCUGACAUUCUCGAAGUUCGUAUUCAAGAGACUGCCUUCGUCUAAGUCAAACCUUUCCGUAGUCAACUGUGAUUCGUGACAAACACUGUAGCUUUAACGAAAUGGCUUUUCAAACGGACCUUUAUUAUUUCGUUAGAUAGUAUAUCGGAUUGAAUGCUUCGUGCACAGAUGUGAUCGCGGGACAUAAGAAAGUUCGAGUGUUACUUAAAUCCAAUUAAAUUUGUUUACGUAUAGAUCUUAGUUGUAAUUCACUCAUAUAAUGAAAUAGUUUUUACACAGGUGUCUAAGAGGAAUUCGUUGCUUACCUGUUAAACUUUUGCUUUUGUCGGUUUUGAGGGUAUAGGGAUCACUUUCAUUAACCAUUCGCUCCUGAAGUAUUCUUAUGUAUACUUUAGAUAAAGAGCUCUACCGUUUAACGAAUGUUUUUGAGGUCACAAUUGAACCUCCUGUGACUUAGAACACCUGGAUGUUGGUACUGGUAUGCUGAAGAAUGUUUGGCCUCUGGCCACUUGAGAUGCUGUUAAUGGGAUUCUUAGUAUUGGAUGAUAAUAAGCUUGAGGUGACUCAGAAAA
Messenger RNA from Bombyx mandarina (wild silkworm), 3154 nucleotides. RefSeq names its product transport protein Sec23 (gene Sec23). Gene Ontology annotation, biological process: COPII-coated vesicle budding; COPII-coated vesicle cargo loading; intracellular protein transport. Gene Ontology annotation, molecular function: GTPase activator activity; zinc ion binding. The record is from RefSeq and is a predicted model, not a curated record. Lineage: Eukaryota; Metazoa; Arthropoda; Insecta; Lepidoptera; Bombycidae. Gene Ontology annotation, cellular component: endoplasmic reticulum exit site; COPII vesicle coat.